Molecule: messenger RNA, 3559 nt
Organism: Antechinus flavipes (yellow-footed antechinus)
Lineage: Eukaryota; Metazoa; Chordata; Mammalia; Dasyuromorphia; Dasyuridae
Product: putative bifunctional UDP-N-acetylglucosamine transferase and deubiquitinase ALG13
Exons: 24
Coding region: 69-2891 (940 amino acids)
Biological process (GO): protein deubiquitination
Molecular function (GO): cysteine-type deubiquitinase activity
Source: RefSeq, a predicted model, not a curated record
CAUUCUGGUGGGGUCCCUGCUCGAGGUGCGGGCUUCGCAGCUGCUCCUCUGCCCCGGCCGCCCCCGCGAUGCAGAAGGGCUGGAAAAAGCUCCCGUCUCCCCAGACGGCGGUCGAGGGGACCAUGGACGAGUACCUGAAUAGUCUGGGGCUGUACCGUAAGCUCACCCCCAAGGAUGCCUCCUGCCUUUUUCGGGCCAUCUCGGAGCAGCUUUUCUCCAGCCAGAUUCACCAUUUGGAGAUCAGGAAGGCGUGCGUCGCCUUCAUGAGAGAGAACCAGCGCACUUUUGAAUCUUAUGUGGAAGGCUCUUUUGAAAAAUACCUGGAACGAUUGGGAGAUCCAAAGGAAAGUGCCGGCCAGCUGGAAUUAAGAGCGCUUUCUCUCAUUUAUAAUCGAGACUUCAUUCUCUAUCGGCACCCUGGGAAACCUCCAACUUUUGUCACAGAUAAUGGCUAUGAAGACAAGAUCAUGCUCUGCUGUUCCGGUAAUGGUCAUUAUGACUCCGUGUACACCAAGCAAUUUCAGGCUGAUGCCGCCAUUUGCCAGGCUGUACUCUAUGAAAUUCUCUACAAGGAUGUGUUUGUUGUGGAUGGGGAAGAGUUGAAAACUGCCGUUGAGGUAUAUCGUGACAAUGCCAGGAAGAACAGAAACGACAACUCCUUGGGGAGUGAUGACAGGAUGGACGAAUGGGGCCCGAGCACCAGCAGUGGCCAUGAGCACCUCUCUGAUAGGUACUGGCACGGACCAGAGGAAGGAAAGUUUUCAGAGAAUGUGUCCAAGAUGCCUUUUCCCUACAAAGUACUGAAAGCUCUGGACCCAGAGAUCUACCACAAUGUGGAGUUUGAUAUUUGGCUGGACAGCAGAAAAGAACUUCAGAAAUCGGAAUGCAUGGUGUUUGCUGGGAGACAGUAUUUUCUGGGAGACAAGUGCCAGGUUCGAUUGGAGCCAGGAGGGAGAUACUACAAUGCUCACAUUCAAGAAGUCGGCAGUGAUAAUACCUCAGUCACGGUCUUCAUCGAGGAGCUUGCAGAGAAGCAUGUCAUCCCGAUGGCUAACUUAAAACCAGUGACUCCAGUGACUCCAGUGACACCUGUUCCUGUCUGGAGUGUGCUCUCUAAUCGCAGAGGAGUAGGAGAUCCGGAUGUGAAGGGACGGAAGAGGAUGUUGAAGAAAGUUCGUGGGAAGGAGGUUUUCAUGACUGUGGCUUACAGCCGAGGCGAGCCCAUGCUCCCCCCCCGCUUCCAGCAUAACCUCCACACUGGCCGUGCCUCUCCCAUCCAUUGCCCCCCACAAAACAGCGGUGCCAUGGUGACUUACGAUCAGUUCCGUUCCCAGCAACCACCACCUCAGAGACACGGGCGGGGCUUCAGCAUGAACAGGGGAGGAUUGCCUCGAUUUAUGAAUAGAAGCAACAUGGUCCCUCCUGAGAUUCCAUUCUAUCCUGGGUCGGGCAAAAGAUGCUUCCCGAGCUAUGACAACUUUUCAUUUCGGUCCCGCUCUUACAGCCGGAGCCGCCGGCAGAUGCACUGUGUGAAUAAGGAAUGCCAGUUUGGCUUUCCCUCUGAGCCUGGACCUUCACCUCGGGGCCUGGAGGAAACAAUCACCUACUAUGAGAUUGAAGAAGGUGAUGAGACCGCUUACCCAGCUAUAGCGCCUCGGAAUACCCCAUCGCCAAUGACUCCCACGGCUGCCAGUGGAUACUGGGUAGCAAGACAGGGGCCCAGUGCUAUAACCUCAAGCAAACCAGCUGUGACUCCAUCUGAAGAAGACGUAGAUGAGCCCACUGACAGUGGUGAAUAUCACGACGACUACAUUUAUCCCCCAGAGCGAGACUAUGAGACUCCAUCUGUUUAUAGCACUGCUGAAUCAACUGCUAACCUGUCUCUCCAGGAUGGAAGACCAUGUUCUAUGCCCUCGCAAGAUACUGGUGCCUACAGCUACCCUCAAAAGAUGCUGAUGAGCCCAGCAGCCAUCUCUGCUGCUUCCUGUAGCAGCUCCCUGCCACCUGCUGUCUUGCCAAGUUGCCCACCAAAUUCUCAGGUGGCCACAGCGGCUGCUGCCGCCUCCGCUCCUCCCAGCACGACCUCUAUGUCAUCACAGACCCCUAUACAGCCUCUCUUUGUGGCUCCAGCUCAACUGAACCGCUCAGUGAUCCCAUCAGCAACAUACUCUUAUUAUCCUGCUCCUGUUGCUACAUCUGGUCCACCGAGUGACAUGGGCGAACCGGGAGGCUUCCCGAUGCCCCCACCUUAUUCAUAUGAUCCGAACGGCAGUGACCUACCUCGAGAUACCAAGGUGUUGCAGUACUACUUUAACCUGGGGCUGCAGUAUUUCCACCAGAAUUACUGGCACUCCAUGGUCUAUCUGCCUCCUCUGCAACAGCAUCAGCAGCCGCCACCACCUCCGCCACCACCACCACCUCCUCCACCACCACCACCACCGAUGCCUUCUCAGCACAUGGCUCCUCUUGAAGCCUAUCCUGUUUAUUCUGAACAUAUGCCAAUGCCAGACCAUGCUAUGUCCCAGAUGUAUAGCGAGCUGGGGAGGAUUGAUAACCGGCAGGUUCCUCCCGAAUCUGUAGCCGCCAACGAAUAUAUGAGAAGCCGCAUGAUGGCAGGUGUCUACACGAAUCCUGAGCCGCCACCACCACCCUCCGGGCCUGUCUACUAUCCAGUUAUGCCAGAGCCCUAUGGCCAGCAUCCCCUACAAGGAUAUGACCCCUGUGUUUCCACCGUCCCUGCUUAUCACUAUGUUGCCCCAUGGCACCAGAUGUCUGCAUAUGGCAAUUCCCCCCGAAUCCAUGGUGCUGUGAAUCCUGGCCAAGUGCCCCAGGUGAGCUAUGUUCCCUCGGCAAAUCCUGGUGCAGCUCACUAUCCUCCUCCAAACAUGUGAGGCUGAGCAGCAGAGUCUUCCCACUGCCAUUUUGCUUGCAUUGCCAUGAUUUGUGGGAAAUAUUUGGAUGAGAAUCGGUGUCACUUUUCUUGCUUUCAGAUGGUUUUUCUUUGGAUUCAUGUUAGUUAUAAAAAGAUUAAGGUUUAUUAAAAGUGCUGACUGUGGAGACUUGAGGUUUAACAUCAUCACCAUGUGGAGCUUUGUCUGCUCCUAAGCUGCCUUGAGGCCCCUUAACAUCAGCUGACUGGCCUUGGGUCACACCAGCCAUUUCUUUGGUCUGAAACAGCCUUUGGGUCUUAGUGAACCCAGUAGAAUUGGACAAAAACUUGCUUCGAGCUCUUGUCAAAAAAGAUCACUCAAUCUGUUUUGCUUGUUAUUCGGGCUGUCGGCAUGACCCACGAGCCUUAGUUUUUGCCUCAUACUCCACUUUCCCUAAAGGGCGAUCGUCACCUCUCGCAGCCUUCAAAUGUUACUACAAAUGUUCAAAUGUUUAGACUGAAUUGUGUUGGCUUGUGGUACUAAGUUGGGGAAGGCACAUAGUGUUCUUUCUUAUAGGAACAUCAGAACAACUCCAUUAUUUUGUCACCUCGAGUGCCUUAAGUCUCUCUUUCAGAGAGAAUUAAUUUCUGUUGCCCACAAUAGUCAAAUAAAACGUUCAAAUGGCCAAA